Messenger RNA from Diaporthe citri, 1437 nucleotides. RefSeq lists its product as uncharacterized. The record is from RefSeq and is a predicted model, not a curated record. The transcript has 3 exons. Gene Ontology annotation, biological process: potassium ion transmembrane transport. Lineage: Eukaryota; Fungi; Ascomycota; Sordariomycetes; Diaporthales; Diaporthaceae. Bases 1 to 1437 code for a protein of 478 amino acids. Gene Ontology annotation, cellular component: plasma membrane. Gene Ontology annotation, molecular function: potassium ion transmembrane transporter activity.
AUGGGUUGCAUGAGCCAUCGCAGACCAAACGUUGAGGUCCGGCCUGAGCAGAAGUGGGACUACAUCCAACUCAACGACUUCAAAUCAGGCAAUGCCUUCACGUACUUCGCAUACGGCUAUCUGUACUUCUCGCUCAUCUUGUCGACAGUCGUCUACGCAGUCGACACCUUCACGGCCGUCAACCUACUCGCCUUCAACAAAUGGUCCUCCGAAAUCCAGCCGGCCGUCUCCUUCGACGUGACGAAAUGGAUAUUUUCCAUAUGUAUCAUUCUCUCUUUCAUCAAUGUCGGGUACGAGCACAUCCGAGCUCAACGCAUCAUGAGGCGGGGUGCCGUUGCUGAGUCGUACCUGGACAACUUGGCUGUCCGUCUGGAAAGCGUCAAGAUGGGGAAGGGCAAAGGAUGGCGGAGAUUCCUCGUCUUUGCAGAGCUGACAAAGAGUAAGAAGGGGGCCGAGUACAUCGCCCUCUUCACCUACUUCAGUUUCCAAUGUUUGUACCAGGACCCUUACUACCAGCAUGUGGAAGUCACUAACACAAUUUCAGCCUGGAUUCGUGUUAUUUUCUGCUCUGGCCCACGCCAAGCCGUUAAUGCCCUCACCCUUUACUCGGUGUAUACUGCCAAGCUUGCGAUUGAAGGGGACAACUUCGAACACAGCUUAGAGAACUUCUUCGACAAGAUUAAGACGCUCGCCGAGCAGGACUACCAGCAAGCUUUGAUUCUCUCCGGCAUGCUUUUCACCCUGGUAAUCUGGGCUUUCUCCAUGCUGUCGCUCAUUCUCGCGGCAUUGUUCUUCGUCUUCUUCCUCUGGGGUUGGAUUCCACGGGACGAUGGCGGCCUCUCGGGGUACUGUGACCGGAAGAUUAACAAGAGGUUGAUGAAGAUCGUCUCAAAGAAGGUUAAUGCAGCCAUUGAGGACCAGGAGCGGGCACGGAAGAAGGCCGAGCUCAAGGCCGCCAAGAAGGCAGGCGAGCUGCCACCUGAGGAGCGCAAGGCCACUCUGCCCAACCUAAUGCCAAAGGGCAGCGACGAUGACAAGCUUCCGGGAAUGCCAAUGAUCAGCAGGAACGACACUAUGGCCACGCUGCCCUUGUACACUUCCCGACCAGGAACACCAAGCGGCGGACAGCCUGCCUUGCCUGCCUUCGAACUCAAUCAGAUUCGACCCGUCCCCAGUAGGACGGGCACGACAACGACUGUAUCAAGCCGAGCGCCUCUGCUCGCGGCGGGUGCAGAGAUGGGACGUGCAUCUCCGGCUUUGAGGUCUCCCGUUGGUGGUCCUCCGCCUCUCUCCAGGGUGCAGACCAACCAGUCAAACUUUGGUGCCAAUUCGGUCACCCACAUCUACUUCAAUAGGUUCCUACGGCAUGCCGCCAAGAUCAAACAUGACACCAGCCCCACGCGGAACAUUCGACGACUACAACUCUGGGCGAGCUAG